AGCCAUACAAGUUCAAAAGCCUGCAAGAGAAUUCUACAUUUAUUUAAUUAUGUAUAUAUUCCUCUUACUUUCUCAGGCUAAAUUUUAGUCGUAGAUGACAAUUCAACAAGAUUUUUUUUUUCUCUUUUUGCUUUCUCUCCAAGCCACUAUCUUACUUGUUUUGUAGGAAUUUGAUGUGAUUCUUCGGAAUAUUUGCUAAUUUUUUGUUUGGAGGGAUUAUUUGAACUCCAAUUGGAAUCAUAAUGGAGGAAAAACCAUUCCCUGCUUGGUCUUGGUCAGUAGAGCAGUGUUUGAAAGAGUACAAUGUGAAAAUGGAUAAGGGACUGAGUUCUUAUGAUGUUGAAAAGCAGCGUCAGAGAUACGGAUGGAAUGAGCUUGCCAAGGAGAAGGGGAAGCCUCUGUGGCAGCUAGUUUUAGAUCAAUUUGAUGAUACGCUUGUGAAGAUACUUUUGGUUGCAGCUUUUAUAUCCUUCAUUUUAGCUUAUUUACAUGGUAGUGAAUCUGGGGAGUCUGGAUUUGAGGCCUAUGUUGAACCAUUUGUGAUAGUGCUGAUUUUAGUUCUUAAUGCCAUUGUUGGGGUGUGGCAAGAGAGCAAUGCUGAGAAGGCUCUUGAAGCCCUCAAAGAGAUGCAAUGUGAAUCUGGGAAGGUUUUGCGAGAUGGGUAUCUUGUGCCAGACUUGCCUGCAAAAGAACUUGUUCCAGGGGAUAUAGUGGAACUGAGGGUUGGGGACAAAGUGCCUGCUGACAUGAGAAUUGCAGCUUUGAAAACCUCAACUUUGAGAGUUGAGCAGAGCUCAUUGACUGGGGAGGCAAUGCCCAUUCUGAAAGGUACUAGUCCUGUAUUCCUUGAUGACUGUGAGUUGCAGGCUAAAGAAAAUAUGGUUUUUGCUGGCACGACAGUUGUGAAUGGGAGUUGUGUUUGUAUUGUUAUUAGCACGGGUAUGAACACUGAGAUUGGGAAGAUACAGAAGCAAAUACAUGAGGCAUCUUUGGAAGAGAGUGAAACCCCUUUGAAGAAGAAGCUAGAUGAAUUUGGCAGCAGACUUACUACUGCAAUUGGGUUUAUUUGCCUUGUUGUUUGGAUCAUAAAUUACAAGAAUUUUCUUUCAUGGGAUGUUGUGGAUGGAUGGCCUGCAAACAUCCGAUUUUCUUUUGAGAAGUGCACCUAUUAUUUCAAAAUUGCUGUUGCCCUGGCUGUAGCUGCAAUUCCAGAAGGCCUUCCUGCUGUAAUUACGACUUGCUUAGCUCUGGGUACCAGGAAAAUGGCACAAAAGAAUGCUAUUGUGCGAAAACUUCCCAGUGUGGAAACCUUGGGAUGUACAACUGUGAUUUGUUCAGAUAAAACUGGGACACUGACCACAAAUCAGAUGUCUGUGUCAGAAUUCUUCACUUUGGGUGGAAAAACUACUUCUUCCAGGAUUUUCCACGUUGAAGGAACAACUUAUGAUCCCAAGGAUGGUGGAAUUGUUGAUUGGACAUGUUACAAUAUGGAUGCUAACUUGCAAGCCAUGGCAGAAAUAUGUGCUGUUUGUAACGAUGCUGGGAUCCAUUGCGAUGGCCGUCUCUUUCGAGCUACUGGUUUACCCACUGAAGCAGCUUUAAAGGUUUUAGUUGAAAAGAUGGGAGUUCCAGAUGUUAAGGUAAGAAACAAGAUCCGUGACAUACAGCUUGCUGCGAACUAUUUGAUUGACCACAGCACGGUUAAAUUAGGCUGCUGUGAAUGGUGGACAAAAAGAUCAAAAAGGAUAGCUACAUUGGAGUUUGAUCGCAUCCGAAAAUCAAUGAGCGUUAUUGUCCGGGAGUCUACUGGGCAUAAUCGACUACUUGUCAAGGGUGCUGUGGAGAGUUUACUCGAGCGCAGUUCACAUGUGCAACUUGCAGAUGGAUCUCUUAUUCCUAUAGAUGAACCUUGUAGGCAACUCUUGCUUACAAGAAACUUGGAGAUGAGUUCAAAGGGAUUGCGAUGCUUAGGGUUGGCAUAUAAGGAUGAGCUGGGAGAGUUUUCAGACUAUUAUGCCGAGAAUCAUCCCGCCCACAAGAAGUUGCUUGAUCCAGCAUGCUACUCCGCUAUUGAAAGUGACUUAGUUUUUGUUGGGGUUGUUGGUCUAAGGGACCCUCCUCGUGAUGAAGUUGACAAAGCAAUUGAGGACUGUAGAGCAGCUGGGAUAAAAGUUAUGGUGAUAACUGGGGAUAAUAAAUCCACAGCUGAGGCUAUCUGUCAGGAAAUUAAAUUAUUUUCUGGAGGUGAGGAUCUUAGAGGAAGAAGUUUUACAGGUAAAGAGUUCAUGGCUCUUUCACCCACACAACAAGUUGAAAUUUUGUCAAAACCCGGAGGGAAGGUUUUCUCUCGUGCUGAGCCUAGGCACAAGCAAGAAAUUGUGAGGAUGCUAAAGGAGAUGGGGGAAGUUGUUGCAAUGACUGGAGAUGGUGUGAAUGAUGCACCUGCACUCAAAUUGGCAGACAUUGGAAUUGCUAUGGGCAUCACAGGAACUGAGGUUGCAAAAGAAGCUUCAGAUAUGGUUUUGGCAGAUGAUAAUUUUAGCACCAUUGUUUCAGCUAUCGCUGAGGGUCGCUCAAUUUAUAAUAACAUGAAAGCUUUUAUCAGGUAUAUGAUAUCAUCCAAUGUUGGAGAAGUGAUAUCCAUAUUCUUGACUGCUGCUUUGGGGAUUCCAGAAUGUAUGAUACCUGUGCAGCUUCUGUGGGUAAAUUUGGUUACUGAUGGUCCUCCUGCAACUGCUCUUGGUUUUAACCCUCCUGAUGUUGAUAUAAUGCGGAAACCACCCCGCAGAAGUGAUGAUGCUCUAAUAAAUUCAUGGGUUCUAUUGCGCUACUUGGUAAUUGGUAGUUAUGUGGGAAUAGCAACCGUUGGUGUAUUCAUCUUGUGGUAUACUCAGGGUUCAUUAAUGGGUAUCAGUCUUGUUGACGAUGGACAUACACUUGUUUCAUUAUUUCAGCUCCGGAAUUGGGGGGAGUGCUCUACAUGGUCCAAUUUCACUGUGUCUCCCUACAUGGUUGGUGGGGGACGGGUGAUUACUUUCUCUAACCCUUGUGAUUAUUUUACCGUUGGUAAAGUUAAGGCAAUGACUCUGUCACUUUCUGUAUUGGUGGCAAUUGAGAUGUUCAAUUCCCUGAAUGCCGUCUCUGAAGAUAACAGCUUGGUGACGAUGCCACCUUGGAGGAAUCCAUGGCUUUUAUUUGCCAUGUCAUUCUCAUUUGGACUCCAUUGCCUCAUACUCUAUGUUCCCCUCCUUGCAGACGUCUUUGGUAUUGUUCCAUUAAGUCUGAAUGAAUGGUUUCUGGUCAUUUUAGUCUCGGCACCUGUCAUUCUUAUAGACGAGCUUCUUAAGUUUGUGGGAAGGAGUAGAAGACGUGGGGCAAAGAAAGAGAAGACAUCAUGAUUGGGAAUAGUCUGUGAACGGCUUGGGAGAAUUUUCAGAAUUGACACUGACAGAUCAGAAGAUAUAUCUUUCAGCGUUUUGUUAAUUUAAAUUCUUUGAUAAAUUAUUUAUUUAUAUUUUCAUGUAAAGCAUAUGUUUUUAUUUUGAAGAACAAAGAUACCAUUGACCUUUGUUUACUAGAUCCGUAGAAGAAAUGGUUAGUUAAAGUGUUCGACAGACAUCACUGCUCAAUUCAGCAGAUUAAUGUGGAUUUACCAUAUUCAGUUCCUUUUCCAGAAUUACUAUAUAACAUUCAAGUUUGG
This is a messenger RNA of Pistacia vera, 3700 nucleotides long. Its product is annotated as calcium-transporting ATPase, endoplasmic reticulum-type. The transcript is spliced from 8 exons. The coding region runs from base 243 to 3398 and encodes 1051 amino acids. The record is from RefSeq and is a predicted model, not a curated record. Lineage: Eukaryota; Viridiplantae; Streptophyta; Magnoliopsida; Sapindales; Anacardiaceae. Gene Ontology annotation, biological process: calcium ion transmembrane transport; intracellular calcium ion homeostasis. Gene Ontology annotation, molecular function: ATP binding; ATP hydrolysis activity; P-type calcium transporter activity. Gene Ontology annotation, cellular component: membrane.